This is a messenger RNA of Helianthus annuus (common sunflower), 895 nucleotides long. RefSeq names its product cyclin-U4-1. The transcript has 2 exons. NCBI's taxonomy places the organism in Eukaryota, Viridiplantae, Streptophyta, Magnoliopsida, Asterales, Asteraceae. The record is from RefSeq and is a predicted model, not a curated record. Gene Ontology annotation, biological process: regulation of cyclin-dependent protein serine/threonine kinase activity. Gene Ontology annotation, molecular function: protein kinase binding. The coding region runs from base 25 to 642 and encodes 205 amino acids.
ACACACACACUUCAAUAGUGUUCUAUGUGUUCCUCAAUGGCAGAUCUCCUAAUGCCUAAGCUUAUAAAUCUGUUAUCAUCUCUUCUCCAGCGAGUAGCGGAAUCUAAUGAUCUAAACCGCUCGUUGGACACUCAGAAGUUAUCGAUAUUUAAUGCUUUGGUCCGGCCUGGUAUAAGCAUCCAGCAGUACUUGGAGCGGAUCUUCAAAUACGCCAAUUGCAGCCCGUCGUGCUAUGUUGUAGCGUAUGUUUAUCUUGAUCGGUUUGUGAAGAAACAACCAUUGUUGCCGAUUAAUUCGUUUAAUGUUCAUCGAUUGCUCGUUGCUAGCGUCCUUGUUUCGAUCAAAUUCAUGGAUGACAUAUGUUAUAACAAUGCAUACUAUGCUAAAGUUGGAGGGAUAUCAACGGCUGAGAUGAACUUGCUAGAAGUUGAUUUCUUAUUCGGAUUGGGGUUCCAAUUAAACGUGACACCAAACACAUUUUAUGACUACUGUAUGUAUCUCCAAACAGAGAUGAUGACGGGGUUGACGGGGUUUCCUCCUGUGUGCUCACCUCCACCGGUUCCUACGAUAGGCGCGGAUCAUUGUUCGAUCAACGAUGAUGAUUGUCAAUCUCAACAUCAUCAACCACAGCUAGCUGUUUAGUGAGAAAUGGUGAUUAUUAAUCAACUAGUAAGCUACAUUCCAGCUAUAAGGAUUUUUGGAGAUCAGAAAUGUGGGUUGACUUUACAAAAAAGUCAACAUUUCUCAUUGUUUGACUUUUGUUGACAUUGUAUGAUUACAUGUUUAGAUGUAAUAUACAUCUAUCUGAGGUUGGAAUGGCUUACAAUGGAUCUUUUGUCCCAUUUGACUCGUUUGUUUGAUCCGUUUAGUUAUUAAAUCGUUUUUUUAAUCUAAA